Messenger RNA from Drosophila biarmipes, 759 nucleotides. RefSeq lists its product as uncharacterized. The transcript has 3 exons. The record is from RefSeq and is a predicted model, not a curated record. Bases 140 to 712 code for a protein of 190 amino acids. Lineage: Eukaryota; Metazoa; Arthropoda; Insecta; Diptera; Drosophilidae.
AUGGCAUUCGUCAUUGUAGCCUAGUCUGACAUUCCUAGCCAGUUACACAUUAUCCCCAUAUUACACAAAUAUUCAAUUAAUUAAAAGCCAAACAGAAUUCAUCCACAGAGAUAAAAGUCCAUUAUAAGAAACCUUCAAAAUGAGCAAAGUAAGUGCGUCGAAUGAGCGGAAAACAAUGAUUCAGGAAAAGAGAAAACUCAUGGAAGACAAAAGGAUGAGCAUGGGAAUGAGGUCCUUUUUCGCUUCCUUUAUUGGGAGCAAUUUUCGACUUAGCACAGAGCAACGGUACUCGUUUACAACCAUGACAAGACGUCAUAAGUUUGAUAAGCAUUUUAUUGAUGUUUACUUUAAAGUACCAGAAGAUGAGGUAUACGAGCCUAUUUAUCAAACCGUAUUUGAUGACGAUAGGGACCCGGUGCUUGAACCCACAUUCUCCAGACACCGCAUACCUCUGCAGAUACGAUGUCUAGAGCGCUACCACAGUUCAAAGAGAGAGUACUCCCAGCAGUUCAAGAGGGAAAUUAAACUCCUGAUCGACAAUCAGCCGACCGCCGAAAAUGCAUGGCAAUUCGUAAGGACGAUGGCUUAUACUUCGCUCUGGCCUCCGUUGCACACACGAAAAGAACUCAAGAUGUUUGAAAAGGACUUUUGCAAGCUGUCUUCUGAUGAGCAGCGUCGCUACGAUAAAAUAAUGGCAACAAAUUUUACAUAAAAUUUAUACGUAGCGUUAAAUAAAUAUUUUAAAUAUUUUUUAUACAC